AUGGCGACGUCCUUCGACAGCUGGUACUGGUUAGGAAACAGCGACAGAGAUUUGUGCCCGGGCGUAGGACUCUGGAAAUGCAAGGCACCCGACGCCUGCGCGCGCGACCCAACUGCCAGCAAAUGGUACUGUUGCAACGCCAAAAGCGACGGCUACCAGAUCUGCUGGAGGGGCAAGACCAGCUGCAGUAACAAUGGCCCGAUCUUGCAGUGCGAUAUUGGCCAGAAGACGUGGUGUUGCCUUGAAGACAGCAUGCCCUUCCUCGAGUCGGCCUAUUCGUCGCUCAGCAGCGCCGCGGCCGCGACCGCGAUCGCCCUCAGCUUCGACCCGCUCAGCCUCAUCUCCCUCACCGCCGCGCCGCCUACCGUGAUGGUCGGCCCAGGGACGGGACGUCCUCCGCGGGCUCCAUCUCGCACGCAGCAGGUCCCGCGACCACCACCGCCGGCCCCGGCGCUCCCAACUCCUCGGGCGGCGGGCUGGGGCGGCGGCGCCAUCGCCGGCAUCGCCGUCGGCGUCGCGGCCGGCCUAGCCCUCGUGGCCGUCGGCAUCUUCCUCCUGUGGCGGCGCGGCAGGCCCGGGGCGUACGCCAAGCCCGGCAACCACCCGGGGCGACCCAAGCUCGGGGGUGAAUGA
Molecule: messenger RNA, 633 nt
Organism: Gaeumannomyces tritici R3-111a-1
Lineage: Eukaryota; Fungi; Ascomycota; Sordariomycetes; Magnaporthales; Magnaporthaceae
Exons: 2
Coding region: 1-633 (210 amino acids)
Source: RefSeq, a predicted model, not a curated record